AUGCCAUGGCGGGCCGCCCCGCCGAGCCUGCGCGGUUCCGAGAAGAACAGUAAGUACGCGCGCUUCUCGAUGUCUCGCCGCUUCCCGCUCUGGGCGCUGCGCGUGCGCGACCUCAUCGCGCUUCCCGACAAACAUUUGGCACGGCACGAGGAUCUGGCCGCGCGCGGCCUGCUGCACGAAAUCACGGAGGACGAUGAGUGCGUGCUCUUUGUGAGCCACACAUGGCUCGGCAGCUCCCAUCCGGACCCGGACGGCUGCAAGCUCCGCCUUCUGCGCGGACUGCUCAUGGACGGGCUCAACGGGAAGCUGGACAUCCACGAGUGGCCACUGCAGCGGCUCGUGUGGGGCGAGAUGCACAUCUCGGCCAAGCACCUCGCCGAGCACCUUGCCGACGGCUACCUUUGGAUUGACUACUGCUCGAUACCGCAAGCGGCUGAAAACGUCGAGGCGCGCCUCGACGCCAUCAGCAGCAUCGGGACCUACAUCACCUCGUGCUCGCUCUUCGUCGUACUCGCGGGCGCGUGGCGGCACGAGGGCGGCGCGCCUCGCGACUAUCGGGCCUGGAGUCGUCGCGGGUGGUGCCGGCUCGAGCAGCUUGCGAAUGCUCUCUCGCCGAUGCCAAAGUGGCAGAUCGUCGCCCAGUCCUCCUCUUCCGUCUUCACCUACGGCGGCUGCGGGCAGAUGGCCAGCAACUGGCUCGCGACUCCAGAGAUCCUGGGCCCGCGGAUCCUCGAGCUGCUCAACACGCGCGCGGCGCACGCCCUCUCCACCGGCGAGCUUCUCUGGUACCGCGUGCUCACGGCGCUCGCCGAGGCCAUCCUCGCGGGCACGGGCAGCGAGGUGGACCUCCCUCAGCAGAGUGAGCCACUCGACGCCUGGCUGCACCGCAUGCAGUUUUCCUCGCCCACCGACGGGCGCCGUUCCGGACUGACGCCGCUUCGCUUCGCAGUCCUGGCACGCCGCGGCGACCUCGCCAGCGAGCUGAUUGCGGCGGGCGCAGACGUCGAAGCGCCACUCGCGGACGGGCACCCCUCGUUCGACUUUAUCCGAGGCGAGACCAUUCUGUACCGGCUGUGCCGCUUUCGCGAUGCGCCCGAGCUGGUCAGUAUGCUCCUCGACGCUGGCGCGGACCCGACGCGGCACGAUAAGGAAGUUGGUGCGACCCCGCUCCACACCGCCCUCGCUGGCGGCCACGCCGGCAACAUCCGUGUCCUGAUGGAGCGCUGCGGCGGCGCCAUGCUGCGCUCCGUCACCGCUUUCGGCGAUUUGCCGGUGGGCAUCGCCGCCUUGUUUGGCCGCAAGGACGGCAUCCAGUGCUAUUUGCGCGACGCCGCGCCCGAGCAGCGGGAGGCCGUCUUCGCCAGCCUGCAGUCAGUUGACGGCUUCGGCGCUUGCCUUCUCACGGUGAACCUCUCCCUCGGCGUCGGCGACGUCGAGACGCUCGACUUUUGCAUCAGCCAGGGCUGCGACGUCAACCGGCGCACGCCGCGGGCGCUCUGUUCCAGCUCUUCGACGGCAGCAACCCCCCUUCUAAUGUUCAUCAGCCGCGCUGUCUGCUUGGUCUCCGACUGGCUUUCGAGGAUGGCCCCCCCAUUCUUCGAGCUCUUUGACAACAUGCCGGGCGCGGCGCCACUGCAUUUCGCAGCUCUGACGGGCAACCUCGGGGCCGUCGACUUGCUCCUCACGCGCCGCGCGGACCCGGACCUAAAGAACGCUCGCGGGCGAACGGCCCUCGCUCUGGCUGCAAUGGCGGGACACAACGACGUUGUGCUUCGCUUGCGCGCUGCCGGCGCCCGAGACAUCGAGGCGGACGGCAAGGGCGGCGGCGAGGAUCGGCGGCGUUGCUGGCUACGGUGCGUGCCGUCCAAGGAGGAGACGGCCCAGCUAGGCGAGCACUCGGCCACACUGAGGUGA
Emiliania huxleyi CCMP1516 is the source of this 1914-nucleotide messenger RNA. RefSeq lists its product as hypothetical. Gene Ontology annotation, molecular function: protein binding. The record is from RefSeq and is a predicted model, not a curated record. The transcript is spliced from 4 exons. The coding region runs from base 1 to 1914 and encodes 637 amino acids. NCBI's taxonomy places the organism in Eukaryota, Haptophyta, Isochrysidales, Noelaerhabdaceae. Gene Ontology annotation, cellular component: nucleus; cytoplasm.